GGUGUCUAGUGCGAGGUGCGGUCCGCUGCUUCACCAGUAACUACUGCACCUUAGCAUCAAACAACUAGGUACUUUAUUAUCUGCAUUGAGUACGGAGUAUACUCAGCCUCCCACCGGACGGACACCCUUCGAACACAAAUCCUAUCUACCUACCCAACUUACCCACAAAAUGGAAGAAAGCGAAUGGAAACCCCCCCCAAACCCCGCCCUAGAAUCCCUCUUCAACUGGGCCGUGGACAAAGCAGAAGCAAAAAAGUUCGACCACCCAGAUCGCCAUGUACCUGAUCCAAUAAUCGACAGCGAAGUGCUAGAGCAGAUCGCUGAUCUGUUGUUGCGCGAGAAGUUGAAGCCGCUCGUGAUCACCUCGGAUUUCCUGAUGCAGCGGGUCCCGAUGUACUGUGAAUGGGGAUAUCGAGAGAGAUAUGAGGAUGAAUUGAUUGAGUUUCUUAAGGCCCUUGUUCCGCAGGUUGAAGCGUCUUCUACGGAGUUCCUCCGGCAACGAGAGCAGGAGGCUGUGAUUCUGUCGCAGGUUGCGCUUGGGGAUGAUGGUGCGGUGGGUGUUAUUACUACGCCGUCGCCUGCUUUACCUCUAGUACCAGCAGCGCCGUCGCAGGGACAGCAGGAAGAAGAAGAAACAGAAGAAGAAAAAGGA
Aspergillus saccharolyticus JOP 1030-1 is the source of this 652-nucleotide messenger RNA. RefSeq lists its product as uncharacterized. The annotation marks the transcript as partial. NCBI's taxonomy places the organism in Eukaryota, Fungi, Ascomycota, Eurotiomycetes, Eurotiales, Aspergillaceae. The record is from RefSeq and is a predicted model, not a curated record. The transcript has a single exon.